Messenger RNA from Saccharomyces mikatae IFO 1815, 405 nucleotides. It is a transcript of the gene POP8, whose product is annotated as ribonuclease P. The record is from RefSeq and is a predicted model, not a curated record. Gene Ontology annotation, molecular function: ribonuclease MRP activity. Lineage: Eukaryota; Fungi; Ascomycota; Saccharomycetes; Saccharomycetales; Saccharomycetaceae. The transcript has 2 exons. The coding region runs from base 1 to 405 and encodes 134 amino acids. Gene Ontology annotation, biological process: intronic box C/D snoRNA processing; nuclear-transcribed mRNA catabolic process, RNase MRP-dependent; tRNA processing. Gene Ontology annotation, cellular component: ribonuclease MRP complex; nucleolar ribonuclease P complex.
AUGGGGGGAAAAACUUUCAAAGAAUGGCAGUAUUUCAAGUUAUCAAUCACCUCGUUCGAUGAGGAUAUAGACAAUGUCCAUGUUAUUGAUCAGAUGACAUGGAGGCAAUGGUUGAAUAACGCAUUGAAACGUAGUUAUGGUAUUUUUGGUGAAGGCGUUGAAUAUUCAUUUCUCCAUGUUGAGGAUAAGCUGGCAUACAUAAGAGUAAACCAUGCGGAUAAAGAUACAUUUUCUUCAUCGAUCAGUACAUACAUAUCUACUGAUGAACUUGUUGGAUCACCUUUAACAGUGACAAUUCUACAGGAAUGUUCCAGUUUAAACCUUUUGGAUAUCACUGACCAUGACCGUAUAUGGCUGAAGAGGGCAGUGAGCGAGGAAGAAGAAGAAUACUGUAAAUGUACAUAA